Marmota monax (woodchuck) is the source of this 663-nucleotide messenger RNA. RefSeq lists its product as uncharacterized. The record is from RefSeq and is a predicted model, not a curated record. The transcript has a single exon. Bases 1 to 663 code for a protein of 220 amino acids. Lineage: Eukaryota; Metazoa; Chordata; Mammalia; Rodentia; Sciuridae.
AUGCCGCUCUGCGCCCCGGUCAGCCACGCGACGCCCGGGCCCUUCCCUGCCAGGCCCAGCUCCGGUCCCACCCCUCCCCUCGGCAGGUCUCCCACGCCCGCUAACAGCAGCCCACACCGCCUCCCGCGCAGUCCCGCCUCCCGCGGGCGCCGGACGACGGCUCCGAGUUCCUGCGGGGCCUCUGGCCGCCUGACGACCUCCACCUCCCGGCCACCACCGGAGGCCCCACCGCCCCGCCCGGGAGCCUCCUCCGCCGUCUCGCCCCACCCUCCACCGGGGCCAAGGAGGCCGCAGCGACUCCCUCCUCGACCCGCCCGCGAGCCCGCGACCCCCACGGUUCCUGCUCCAGCAGCCCGAGGCCGCCACGCCCCUCGCAGGCCCGGCCGGCCCCGGGGUCCCCGGAGUCUCCCAGCUUCGCCCCCUCCCCGCGGCCUCCAGGGACCCCGAAGCGCCGCCCCAGCUCCCCCAUCCUCCCGGCCUCGGCCCAGCAGCAUCUGCACCCUCGGCGGCCGCGAGUCCAGGGCCAGCCCCGCCGCCGCGCUAGCCUCAGCCACGGACCUCUGUCCCAGCCCCGCCACCUCGGACGCCGCGUCGCGCCUGCGCGACGUCACCACGUCCUCAAGUACCCACCCGGAGGCUGGCCUACCUCCCAUAGGUCAGUGA